AACUUAACGAGAAACCAGCAUGUCUUUCCCCUGUCCCUCAUUCUCCACCUCACAAUUCCCUUCUUUCUAUUUUACACUCUUUUUCUGCUUCUCAAUCUAACUGUGAUCUCCUCACAAUCUAAAACACCAUCUUCUGCAUAAUUUCUCAAGAAGCACUGCCAAAAUGUCACUUUGUUAUUCUUCCAAUUUCAUCUCACUCAACCAGCAGAAGCUUUCCUUAAGUUUCUCUUCACACUCUUCUCAUUUCAUCAACCUAUUCCGGGUAAGCUCAAUUCCUUAUGCUCUACCUUCUUGGCCUGCAAAAUCUUAUGAAUCCAUGAAAUUUAGCACAGAAAGAUUGAAACUUUUUGCUUCCCUGACACCAUCUCAAGCUGUUGAGAGCACCUCAUCUACAUUUAGAAAGAGGGACCCAAAAGAUGUUAACGUUUUGGUGGUGGGUUCAACUGGGUAUAUUGGAAAGUUUGUGGUGAAAGAGUUGGUUAAAAGAGGGUUUAACAUCACAGCCAUUGCCAGAGAGAGGAGUGGAAUUAAGGGUAGCAAUGACAAGGAUCAAACCUUGGCUCAGUUAAGAGGGGCCAAUGUGUGCUUCUCAGAUGUGACCAAUUUGGAUGCUUUGGAAGAAUCUUUGAAUAGUUUUGGGGCUUCGUUUGAUGUUGUGGUGUCAUGCCUUGCCAGUAGAAAUGGAGGGGUGAAGGACUCAUGGAAGAUUGAUUAUGAGGCAACAAAGAAUAGCCUUGUUGCUGGUAGGAAACUUGGAGCUUCUCAUUUUGUGUUGCUUUCAGCAAUAUGUGUGCAAAAGCCUCUUCUUGAAUUUCAGCGUGCCAAGUUGAAAUUUGAGGCUGAGCUAAUCAAGGAGGCUGAGGAUGAUGGCUUCACUUAUAGCAUUGUGAGGCCAACAGCAUUUUUUAAGAGCUUGGGUGGUCAGGUUGAGUUGGUGAAAGAUGGGAAGCCUUAUGUGAUGUUUGGAGAUGGAAAGUUGUGUGCUUGUAAGCCCAUAAGUGAGCAAGAUUUGGCUUCUUUCAUUGUGGAUUGUGUGCUGAGUGAGGAUAAAAUUAACAAGAUCUUACCAAUUGGAGGGCCAGGGAAGUCAUUGACACCGUUGGAACAAGGGGAAAUGCUGUUUAAACUUUUGGGGAAAGAGCCUAAGUUCUUGAAAGUUCCAAUAGGGAUUAUGGAUUUUGUCAUCGGGGUUCUUGACUUUAUGGUUAAGAUAUUUCCUUCACUGGAAGAUGCUGCUGAGUUUGGAAAAAUUGGAAGGUAUUAUGCGGCCGAAAGUAUGUUGCUUUUGGAUCCUGAGACUGGAGAGUAUAGUGCUGAGAAGACACCUAGCUAUGGGAAUGAUACAUUAGAAGAGUUUUUUGCCAGGGUUCUUAGGGAAGGGAUGGCUGGUCAGGAGCUAGGUGAGCAAACGAUAUUUUAAGAUGGUUGUGUUUAAAUAUGUAUGAAUCCAAUAGGUCAAAUAGAGCAACCAGUUUUGUUUCUGGAAAUGCAUGUGUUCAACAGAGUCACUGUAACAUUUACACUAAGUAAAGACAUUGUUGAAAGAAAUUCAAGUCUCUGGAAAUAAAUUAUUGAGGAUUCAUUUUUCAAUUUCGUACCACUGUCAUUCCCCUGUUAAAUUGCUUAUUGGCAGCUGGCAGCUGAAAAAGAAAUGGAAGAAUGUAUAAGAGUGUAUUGUUGAUAUUUUCUUGAAUAUACUAUUCCAUAAAUUU
Messenger RNA from Abrus precatorius (Indian licorice), 1712 nucleotides. RefSeq names its product divinyl chlorophyllide a 8-vinyl-reductase, chloroplastic. Bases 164 to 1420 code for a protein of 418 amino acids. The transcript has a single exon. Gene Ontology annotation, molecular function: oxidoreductase activity. Lineage: Eukaryota; Viridiplantae; Streptophyta; Magnoliopsida; Fabales; Fabaceae. The record is from RefSeq and is a predicted model, not a curated record.